This is a messenger RNA of Eucalyptus grandis, 1719 nucleotides long. RefSeq names its product cyclin-D-binding Myb-like transcription factor 1. The record is from RefSeq and is a predicted model, not a curated record. Lineage: Eukaryota; Viridiplantae; Streptophyta; Magnoliopsida; Myrtales; Myrtaceae.
AUGGGUCGGAGUGAAUUUGUAGUGGAAUAUGGGAAGGCUUCCGUUGGUGAUGAGAACGAAGGGGGUUGCAGCGAGAAGAAAAAAAAGAAGAGGAAGCGAGAAGUAGGCCGGGACGAGAAGGAACUUGAGAAGGCGGUGAAGAAGGGAAGUACACUUAGCGAGGGCAAUGAAAGCGGCGGAGGUAAGAGUGUCUCAGAGGUCCCCCAGAUUGUCGAAGAUGGAGAUGGGCACAUGCAUGAUGGUGACUUUGAAAACAUGGAAGAAAGACUGCAGAUCCAAACAAAGAAGAAAAUGAAUAAGAAGCACAAAGAUUUUAAGAAGAUGGAUGAUGUAGAUACGGCUUUCUCAGCAUCUAAGCAUUUUGCAGACGACAGACAUGAGGUGGGAAUGCAGGAGCAGAACAAGUCUUUGGGCAAGAACAUCGAGGAAAUAAAAGAUACAGAUGAUGGCGUGAAAAAGGAUAUUCGUGAGAAGGAGAGGAGCAAGAGAAAGAAACAGAAACGGAUUGAGGAACAGGAUCAUGUAGCAAGUGGAAAUCUUGAUAAGGAGUACAUGGAAUCUGAAGCUGAUGCUCGUUUUACGAAUGACAAUAUGGGGAGUGAAGAGAAGAAGCCCACAAAAGAUAGGAAGCGCAAGAAGGACAAGGCUGCAAGAGAUGGAAUUGAAGGAAAGGAUCGAAAAAAGAAAGCAAAAAGAGUAAGUUUUGCUGAAAAUGUUGAGGUUUUUCCUCCCUCAGAUGGUCCGAGCGAGGAAGAUAAUAGCAAGGAUGGAAACCUUGUGCGGGGUAAGAAAUUCUCGAAAGAAGAAGAUGAGCUAGUCAAAGAGGCUGUUUACAAUUAUAUAGAAGCUCAUAACUUAGGUGAAGAUGGCUUGAAGAUGGUACUCAACUGUGGAAGCCAUCCCGAGGCCAGAAAUUGUUGGAAGGAAAUAGGCGCAUAUUUACCUUGGAGGCCUAAUGAAAGCGUAUAUCAUCGUGCUCAUCUGCUAUUUGAAAGAAGCGAGAAUCAUACCUGGACUCCUGAAGAAUGCGAGCUUGUUCGCAAGUUAAAUUGGAGGACGUUGGCUGAUGCUCUUGGUAGACACAGGUUUCAUGUGAAGGAUACCUGGCGGAGAAUAAAAUUUCCAUAUAAGAAAGGGCCUUGGUCCCAGGAUGAGUACCGGCAACUAUUUGAUCUAGUAAACAUGGACCUACGAAUGAAAGCCGCCGAGGAGAGAAAGUCAAAGCAUGGCAUGCUUCUUGACAAUAUUGCCUGGGGGGCUAUAAGUGACAGUUUGAGCUCUCGCAAUCAUGCUGUUUGUUGUGAGAAGUGGUACAAGCAAUUAACAUCUCCUAUGGUAGCCGAAGGCACUUGGGCAGAUACCGAUGACUAUCGGUUGCUCAAUGCUCUUGUUGAUCUGGAUGCUUGCUCAAUUGAAGAUGUCGACUGGGACAAACUCAUUGAGAAUAGAUCUGUGGAUUUAUGUCAAAAGCGGUGGAAACAAAUGGUUAAACACAUUGGCAGUUACUGGAGCAAGUCAUUUCCUGAGCAGGUGGAAAUUCUUUCAGAACGAUAUUGCCCUGAUAUGCUGGAAGCAAGGGAAAUUUACGCUAACAAGCCUAGAGUUUUGUGACACCAACUUCCUUCGUGUGAGUAAAAGCUUUUGAGCAUUUCUAAGCUGCCUAAAUGAUGUGAUCUUGCGUCUUAUGGUUUAUCAAGUUCAUCUUCUUAGCAGCAUAGG